Messenger RNA from Aquila chrysaetos chrysaetos, 1297 nucleotides. RefSeq names its product basic salivary proline-rich protein 2-like. Lineage: Eukaryota; Metazoa; Chordata; Aves; Accipitriformes; Accipitridae. The transcript is spliced from 3 exons. The record is from RefSeq and is a predicted model, not a curated record. The coding region runs from base 152 to 1201 and encodes 349 amino acids.
GGUGACGGGGACACUCGUGGUGGCCUUGGGGACGCUGCUGCUGCUGGGGGGACCCACCGAGCCUGUCCCCGUCCCCGAGCAGCCUUGGGGACAAGCCCUGGCCUCGCUGCUCCAGUUCCUCCACCACCUCCCAGGUGGCCCCCUGGGGACAAUGGUGUCCCCAGGGCCACCCCCUGACUCAGGGACGUUGGGGUCACCCCCUGGCUUGGACGGGCCACCCCGAGGACCCGAGAGACGUCCCCAGGGUCCAACCCGACGUCCCCAAGGUCCAGUCCGACGUCCCCACGGACCAGGGAUGUGGCUCCAAGGUCUGGGGACGUGGGCCCAGGGACCUGAGGGACGUCCCCAAGGACCAGGGACGUGGCCCCAAGGACUGGGGACACAUCCCCAAGGACCAGGGACAUGGCCCCAAGGACCAGCGGAACGUCCCCAAGGACCAGGGGGACGUCCCCAAGGACCAGGGACAUGGCCCCAAGGACCAGCAGAACGUCCCCAAGUGUACCAGGGGGACGUCCCCAAGGACCAGGGACAUGGCCCCAAGGACCAGCGGAACGUCCCCAAGGACCAGGGGGACGUCCCCAAGGACCAGGGACAUGGCCCCAAGGACCAGCGGAACGUCCCCAAGGACCAGGGGGACGUCCCCAGGGACCAGGGACCUGGCCCCAAGGACCAGCGGAACAUCCCCAAGGACCAGGGGGACGUCCCCAAGGACCAGGGACAUGGCCCCAAGGACUGGGGACACGUCCCCAAGGACCAGGGAGGUGGCCCCAUGGACCACCUCAACAUCCCCAAGGACCAGGGACAUGUCCCCAAGAGCCAGAGACACAUCCCCAUGGAGUUGGGACACAUCCCCAAGGACCAAAGACGUCACCCCAAGGACCGGGGACACGUCCACAAGGACCGGAGACGCGUCCCCAAGAGGUUGGGACACGUCCCCAGGGACCAGAGACACGUCCCCAAGGACCAUCCCAAUAUCCCCUGGGACAGGGGACGCGUCCCCAGGGACGUCCCCCGCACCAGGGGUGGCCGAGGAGCUCGCGUGAGAGCCAGAGUGGGGCAGCGUCACCCGGCUCCAACCUUGGGGACAUCGGGAGCCAGGAUGUGUCCAGGGACGUUGAGGACAGCGGGAGCCACGGUUGGGGACACUCGGAAGAAUCGUGGGAGGUGCCGUAACACCGGGGGACGUCCUGUCCUUGCGUGACUGUCACCGUGUCCCCAUGUCCCAAUCCCAUGUCCUCGUCCCCAUCCUGUCCCCACGUCCCAAUAUCCCUGUCCCCAUGUUUCCAUCCCCAUGUCC